UCCGCCCCGUGCCCGUACCCAUGCGCGCGCGCGUGAGCCACACCUAAAAGCCCAUCGACCCCAUCACCCCAUGGUCGCCGCGGCGGAUGCAUACGCUGGACAUGGCCGUGCGCCGCCUCCUCAGCGCCCUCGACGCCCGCGUCUCUCACUCGCCGAGGCCUCCUCCGCUGCCACCUUCACCGGCCCAGCAGGGGACGUCCUUCCCCAUGCUGCUCCCGGUCUUCCUCCUCUUCGUCCUCCUCCUCUGCUUCCUCUCCAUCUUCCUCCUCCGCGACCUCCUCCGCUUCUUCUCCCUCUGGCUCCGCCGCCGCCGCCGCCGCCUCCAGUCCAGCGACGCGGACGCCGCAACGGGCGAAGAAGACGCGCCCGCGCCCGCGCCGCGCAAGCCGGCGGGCCUGGAUCCCGCCGUCAUCGCCUCGUUCCCCACGGUGCGGUUCGAGGCCGACGCCGCCGGCUCCGCGGCGCCGGCGGAGUGCGCGGUCUGCCUGUCCGAGUUCGCGCCCGGCGACGCCGUCCGGCCGCUCACCGUCUGCCGCCACGCCUUCCACGCCGCGUGCAUCGACUCGUGGCUCGGCGCGCACACCACGUGCCCGGUCUGCCGCACCGACCUGGGCGCUCCGCCCAACGAGGAGAUCGCCGUCGCGGAAGAACACGGAGACCGUGGCCAGGCUGCAGCGGCGGUCCACGAGGCCACUGGACGCCGGACAACGUCGUCACCUCCGGCAAGUGGCCAGCGGUAACCAACGGUCGCCGGCCACGCAACACUGAGUGGCGAUCCGGGACUUAUAAGUCCAUGUUGCACCGCUGCAACGAACCAAGGCAGAACGAACCGAGGCGGAGCGGCGAUGGGGCGGUGAACCGAGGCAGAACGAAC
Molecule: messenger RNA, 874 nt
Organism: Triticum dicoccoides
Lineage: Eukaryota; Viridiplantae; Streptophyta; Magnoliopsida; Poales; Poaceae
Product: RING-H2 finger protein ATL8-like
Exons: 2
Coding region: 87-740 (217 amino acids)
Biological process (GO): protein ubiquitination
Molecular function (GO): transferase activity
Source: RefSeq, a predicted model, not a curated record